CACACUUUGGUAUACGGGCGUACGAGCGCUUCGAUGGCUUUGCGCCGUUUAUCCAUCGGUAUCCACGUAUUCACCUGUAGCUCCUUCCUGGAUUCGGCAGUGCUCUUUCUUGGCGAAUGAGCCUCCAAAACAAAUGAAUCGCCGUGACGUUGAGUCUCCAACACCGACAGGGAGCGGUUUCGGCAGCAUCUUCUCUUCUAGCAGGUUUACCUUGUUGUUUUGCUCUCUUGUUUGCCGGUCCAUCUUCGUGUUGAACUCGUAACGGUGCUGGCGCCGUCGCAGCUUGUUGAUACUCCUGUUUCUUGCUCUGUUGCAGCCACGGCUCGACCAACAUUUCGAGUCUAGUGGUAGUAGCCCUACCAGUCUACCUGACGAUGCGUAGGAUUAAGAUACCUCGCAAUGCAGCAGGCAAUCCAAAGAUAUCGCGCCAGCACCAGCGAGCCCUCACAUACCUCAUCCUCGGAGCUAUAGCACUCGGCGCAUACUACAUCUGGUUCUGCGCACCUAUCGAUACCCUCGCGAUCCCCUUCGAAGACCACGAAGCUUACAUGAACGAUCGCUCGAGCUUUAAAUCGUACAAGUCUCGGCAAUCAUACGACUGGAGGAAUGCGCCCUUUCGCAACACCAUGAAGGCAUACACGCCGCUGCCAGCUGGGCAACCUCGAGCGCUUCUGAAAGUACAAUUCGAUUUCCUACCUGAAACAAAGGCACAACGAGAGCGCAGAGAGAUACAGAGAGUUGCAGUUCGGGACGAGUUCAGGCGCAGCUGGGACAGCUAUCGUGCAUAUGCAUGGGCAGAGGAUGAGCUUAAACCCAUAACAGGGAUUGGUCUCAAGACCUUCGGCGGGUGGGGCGCAACGUUGGUGGACUCUCUUGACACACUGUGGAUCAUGGGAAUGAAGGAGGAGUUCUACGAAGGGGUGGAAGCAGUAGCAGCCAUCGAUUUUGGCAAGUCAGACAUGAAGACUGUCAGCGUCUUUGAGACCACGAUUCGGUAUCUGGGCGGCAUGCUGAGCGCUUACGACCUCAGCCAGGAGCCUGUCUUGCUGGAGAAGGCCAUACAGCUCGGCGAGAUGCUCUACCGUGCUUUCGACACUGAGAACCACACGCCCACAGGCUGGCUCGACAUUGAGAAGGCAAAGGAUCCCGAAGGAGUAUCGUCCAAACCUGAAACCAGCAUCUGCUUCGCCUGCCUCGGAUCUUUGACCAUGGAGUUUACUCGUCUCGCGCAAAUCACUCAACAGUCGAAAUACUACGACGCUGUAGCGCGUAUCACUAGGCUCCUUGACCUCACUCAAGAUACAACACGCAUACCGGGUCUCUGGCCUACCACCCUCAAUGCGCGCAAAGAAGAGUUCAACCAAAGCCGUUUCUUCUCUCUCGGCGCCCUCGCCGACAGCACAUACGAAUACUUUCCCAAGAUGCACGCCCUGCUCGGCGGCCUCGAACCCGUGUACCAGAAACUGUACACUGACUCUGCAGCCAAGAUCGACGAGCACAUGCUGUUUCGACCCCAGCUUCAGGACGAGGAACUCAGCAAAAGCCUUUUAUUCUGCGGCGACGUACACUCCUCACGGCCCAACGAAGUCACCCUCGACCCCGAAAUGCAACAUCUUACCUGUUUUAUCGGCGGCAUGUUCGGCCUUGCCGGUCGUCUCUUCUCCACCCCAUCACACAUCGAGCUGGGCGAGAAGCUAACAAAAGGGUGCAUAUACGCCUACGCCGCCAUGCCCACCGGCAUCGCGCCCGAGAUCUUCAAAACGCUACCCUGCCCAAGCCGCACCGAGUGCAAAUGGAACGAAACCGAAUGGCAAGAUAAAGUCUGGUGGCACUACGGGAGCAAGUACGCGACGAACGUGGAGCAGGUAGCGCAAGACAAAGGUCUUCCGCGCGGCUGGACGAAUAUCCGGGAUAAACGAUACCUCCUCCGCCCUGAAGCUAUCGAAUCCGUGUUUGUCAUGUACCGCAUCACAGGCAAACAGGAGUACCUCGACGACGCAUGGGACAUGUUCACCUCCAUCGUUGCCAACACGCGCACACCGUACGCCAACGGGCAGCUGCUCGACGUCACUGGGCAAACCGACUUCGGCGGGGAACAUUACACUGUCGGACAGAGGUUUCGCGGCCAUGGACCUGCGACAGUGAAGCAGGGAAAUGUGGAGGAUAAGAUGGAGAGUUUUUGGACGGCGGAGACGUUGAAGUAUUUCUAUCUGGUCUUUUCGAGACCGGAUAUGUUGAAUUUGGAUGAUUGGGUCUUCAAUACUGAGGCACACCCUUUUCGACGGCCGAAGGCGAGUAAGGCGAGUGAUGUGCUGUAGGGUGAGAGGAAUUGAUUGGGUUGGGCUGCAUUUGUAGGUGUUGGUAUGCAUAUAGACUUGUCAAUACUGCAGCACGAAGACCAGAGUAUC
This is a messenger RNA of Macroventuria anomochaeta, 2408 nucleotides long. Its product is annotated as glycoside hydrolase family 47 protein. NCBI's taxonomy places the organism in Eukaryota, Fungi, Ascomycota, Dothideomycetes, Pleosporales, Didymellaceae. Gene Ontology annotation, molecular function: calcium ion binding; mannosyl-oligosaccharide 1,2-alpha-mannosidase activity. The record is from RefSeq and is a predicted model, not a curated record. Gene Ontology annotation, cellular component: endoplasmic reticulum; Golgi membrane. Gene Ontology annotation, biological process: N-glycan processing; carbohydrate metabolic process. The transcript has a single exon. The coding region runs from base 375 to 2318 and encodes 647 amino acids.